Messenger RNA from Cotesia congregata, 1431 nucleotides. NCBI's taxonomy places the organism in Eukaryota, Metazoa, Arthropoda, Insecta, Hymenoptera, Braconidae. The record is from the annotation of a GenBank genome assembly.
AUGAGCAAGGACCUGGAAAAAUUGGUGAGCCCGACGAUGUUCGAGCAGCCAAACACCACCGGCUUCAUCCUGCUCUCCCAGUACUUGCUGUCUACUUACGACCAGGAACGCUUUGAACAAGCUGUCCAGUGGCCGCUGCUGAACAAAACUGAGGAAGGAAGGUACCGCACUCAGGUGAAGAGCUUCAUUGGGACUGUCUUUGAGGAAAACGAUGACUUUACCAUGUCCUCGAUUCAGGCUUCACACCUGCACACUGCACAUGUUAUUGACAAGACGGAGAGAUACGAGGAUAUUGAAAAACGAGCUGUGGAAAGAAUGAAAGAAACAUCCGAGCGUAUCACAAAAUACAACGAAAAAAUUUUUAAAUUAAAACCUGAAUUAGCAGAAAUAGUAGCCAAAUCUGACGUCGAUGAAGAUCUCAAAAAGCGGCUGGUUGAUAUAAAAGAUAAAGAAGCUAUAAAAGAAAUGGCACGAGAUACCUACGCAAAAAUAGAAGAGCUCAGAAAGAAGGUCGAUGAGCAAGACGAGCUAAUGAAAUACGCAGAAGAAGUAAAUGCCCUGGUAAAAAGCGUUUGCGGCCAGGACCGCGUAAUUUUGGACGGCAGCAAGCUUCCCAAAGUAGAUCUGGAUAAACUGAGCAAGUGCCCACUUAACCCAGAAGCGCGAGUCUUAGUACAGAAGCUGUACAACGAAGACGGGCACCUGGUCCUCCGUAACUGGCUGGUGGUCUUCAAAGCAGUGCUCAAUUGCUCCAGGAACACUCUCUCCCAGGAGGAAUUCACUCCGGAGGACAAUGAGCUUAUCAAAGAGCAAACGGAGGUCUUGAAGAGAAUGUCAGAAGAGCUGAGCCAGAUCCAAGCUAGAAUGAAGGAACUCGCUGAUAAAUUACCCAAAGAGCAGCUGCAGCCGCGAGCUCCAGAUGACGGAAAGAUCCUCAACCUGAGCCUCGAACUGGAGAACCUGGGUCUUAUGACAGAGAAGCGGCUGCUGUUGACGCCCAAUACGUCCCUGCCGGCCAUGUUCCUCAAAACUGAUGUGUCUUCGCCACUAGCAGGUCCUUCGACUUCUAAUGUCAAGGACUUGCAGAUCCCCAAGCUAAAGUUUGAUGAUUCCAUUGAUCUAGGCGCGACGGAGAAGAAGAGUCUACCUCCGAAUUUGAUGAGACUGUUCACUGGAUCCAAGAGCGACCUUAUGAGUACUCAGAGCACUUCUGAAUUGGUCAGGAAUUAUACCUUGAAUAUGUCCAGUUCCUUUUGCUCCUUGGGGAAGAAAUCUUCCUUAAAGAGGGUCCUUUCUUCCAAUGGCUCACUACUGGACCAGGAUGAUGCCAAAGAAGAUAAACAAUGUGAUAGCAGCGAUGAAAUUAAAUCUAUGGCUGAUAUUCUUCGUAAAUAUAAAGCUGAUGGGGAUACUUCGAAAUUUUCUUCUUGA